AUGGCAGAGAACCAGGAACCAAAUCAAGCUGAAGUAGCAAACGUAACUGAAGGAAUGGAAGAGGAUGAUAAGAAGGUAAAGGUCCUUGAUCUUGGAAUCGGAGAAAAAGAUUCUCUUGUUGCAAUGGAAAUGCAAGAUUCCCAGAAGACAGGUUUCAGGAAGCCCAAACACUCUGCUGCUAGAAAGAAAUCAAUUGAUCGCAUUUUUGGUAAGAUAGAUCAAGUUGAAGUUGAU
This is a messenger RNA of Trichomonas vaginalis G3, 234 nucleotides long. RefSeq lists its product as uncharacterized. The record is from RefSeq and is a predicted model, not a curated record. Lineage: Eukaryota; Parabasalia; Trichomonadida; Trichomonadidae. The annotation marks the transcript as partial. The transcript has a single exon.